GCCUUGCCUUUGGUCUCGGCGAUUCGGGCCAAGCACCCCAAUUGGUUAUUGCUGUCCGCUACCUGGCUUCAAGCCAUGGGCUGCGUCCGUUUGACGAUUGUGCAGCGGAGCCGACUGGUGUCCAUGGGCGACUUUGGUGAUGCGUUUGUCCGUGCCAUGUCUGCCCUGCCUCGCAAAACCCAUCCCCAGUCCAUUGCCUUCGAUCUUGCCACAGGCACAGAG
Messenger RNA from Symbiodinium pilosum, 222 nucleotides. The record is from the annotation of a GenBank genome assembly. Lineage: Eukaryota; Dinophyceae; Suessiales; Symbiodiniaceae.